AAUAUUAUAACCACUAGCUGUAGUAGUACUGUUGUACCUAUAAUAUAAAAUAUCUUAUCACGUGUCGAUUACGGCGGUGCUGGGUCUGUCGUCACGCGAAAUCGUACCACACGAGUUCUAAUCAUAACCUACUGUACAUUACACCGCGAUACAUAUUUAAAUCACGAUAUCGAUCGACCGACACAACAAAUUAUUGUAAUAUAUAAAAUUAUUUCUGAAGCAAAUAUUAUUAUUCUAUUGGUUUUGACUUUUGGUAUAGUAUGGAUCGAGUGUUCGAUCAUUUGCGGUACGUCCGAUGUCCAACGUGUUCCCGCGUUUUCUGUUGCACCAAACACCGGGUGGAGCACGAGCGGCGCGUGCAUGUCGCGGUUCCGGGGGGGCCGGUGAUCAGGCGCCGUUUCCGGUCGUCGCAGGUUCUCCCCCAUUCGGGAAAACAGCAGACCGUCCAUACCGGUGGCCACUCCACUAACGGUCGGAAGAGAUUACAUGGCGUGGCCAGCACCUCGACCAUGGCACAGUCCAUCGGCAGUGGCCUGCGAUUGAUGGAGCAGCGUCAUCACCGCCGGGUGGAGGAGCUGCGCCGGACUGAAGAGCUGCGUUGUACCGAAGAACUUCGCCGGACCGAAGAACGGCGAUGGACUGUGGAACAGCGUGCGGCGAUGAUAGAGAUGUGUGCCAGGACCAUACUCAAGGCUCGUCGGUCCAGUCUGACGACCAUCAGACACCUGCGCCCGGUGGCCGAAAGCAGUCCCGCGGUUCCAUUGCCGCAGCCGUGCACGCCGCACACCACGGGCACGGACGCAGCGGAGUCUGCGACCACACCUGUCGAGUGGUCGGUAGUCGUUUCGUCGGUGGGCAGCCCGCCGAGUUUUUACCAGACGCCGAUGCAGACACCGACGCAAAUGUUCCAGGACACGCCGUCGGUACAAAAGCUCCCGGACACGCAGAUGCAAACACUCUCGGACACGCCGUUGCAAAGGCUCUCGAAUAUGCCGUUGCAAACGCUCUCGGACACGCCGUUGCAAACGCUCUCAGACACGCCGUUACAAAUGCUUUCGGACACGCCGUUGCAAACGCUAUCGGACACGCCUGUCAACGGCAAACCACGGUGCAAUGGCGAAAGUGUUAAGCGAGUGUUGUCAGACGAUGGUCCAACCCAAAAAGGAUUUUUCUGGUCAAACAUGGCUCGUCGCUUCCGGUGGGCGUUGCGGUCAACUAAACCCAAAGUCCGCGAGAACGGCUGCUGUCCAUCGCCGUCUGCAGUAGCAAACUUGGACUACGUCAUGGUCAAUCCGUAUGGCAACAUCAAACCUAGACGGCCAAUCUGCAACAACGACACUUUGACGACGCCUGUCCAUGCCAGGCCAUCACUUGAGGCAAUCCGCAAAGCCCACGAAGAAGCGAGCAAGGCAUUUAACAAAUUUAUGACAGAUUAAAAUAUGUUGCUCGGCAAAUGUAAUAGACAUACUUCACUUAGUGACAGGUAAUUUUUUUGUAUACACCUAUGUGUUUUUUAUCUACCGAUUUUAUAUGUUUUUUUUUAGUUUUAGACUUUUAGUUUUUGUUUAAGAC
This is a messenger RNA of Acyrthosiphon pisum (pea aphid), 1572 nucleotides long. RefSeq lists its product as uncharacterized. The transcript is spliced from 3 exons. NCBI's taxonomy places the organism in Eukaryota, Metazoa, Arthropoda, Insecta, Hemiptera, Aphididae. The record is from RefSeq and is a predicted model, not a curated record. The coding region runs from base 261 to 1436 and encodes 391 amino acids.